Molecule: messenger RNA, 1818 nt
Organism: Ipomoea nil (Japanese morning glory)
Lineage: Eukaryota; Viridiplantae; Streptophyta; Magnoliopsida; Solanales; Convolvulaceae
Product: cytochrome P450 734A1-like
Exons: 5
Coding region: 172-1776 (534 amino acids)
Biological process (GO): brassinosteroid homeostasis; brassinosteroid metabolic process
Molecular function (GO): monooxygenase activity; oxidoreductase activity, acting on paired donors, with incorporation or reduction of molecular oxygen; iron ion binding
Source: RefSeq, a predicted model, not a curated record
CAAAAGCAAAAAAAUAUGUAUAUAAGAAAAGGCUGCUACCUCUACAUAGUACAUACAACAAAGGUAGCUGGCUCAAAGGCAAACCCACAAACACAGGCUUUUGUUCCCUUUUGAGGAUUGCCCAUAUCCACUACGUAGAAGAAAAAAAAAAAAAAAAAAAAAAAGUCUGCCAUGGAAGAAGAGAAUUCGAAGCUGUUCUCCAUGGAAUGGAAGUAUAAUUAUAUCAAGUUUCUUGGCAUUUCUUUUGCGGUGUGUUUGGUUCUGGUGAGGGCCAUGCUUUAUCUGUGUUGGAGGCCAAGGAAGAUAGAACAGCACUUUGCCAAACAAGGAAUAAGAGGCCGUCCUUAUAGAUUCCUCAUUGGAAAUGGUAAGGAGAUUUUGAGCCUAAUGUUGAAAGCCUCUUCACAGUCCAUCCCUUAUGAUUCUCACAAUAUACUCCCAAGGGUCCUCCCCUUCUAUCAUCAUUGGAAGAAAAUCUAUGGUGCAACAAUUCUACUGUGGUUCGGACCGACACCGCGUCUCGCUGUAGCCGAUCCCGACCUAAUUAGAGAAAUAUAUACCUCAAAAUCAAAAUUCUACGAGAAGAAUGACGCUCACCCCCUCAUAAGACAGCUUGAAGGUAAUGGCCUUCUUAGCCUGCAAGGAGAAAAAUGGGCUCACCACAGAAAAAUCAUCACGCCCACUUUUCAUAUGGAAAAUCUCAAGAUGUUAAUGCCAGCAAUAGGGUGUAAAGUGAUUGAAAUGUUGGAGAAAUGGACAGACAUGUUGUCAAAGUGUGGAGAAGUAGAAAUUGAAGUGUCGGAAUGUUUUAAAAUGUUGACACAAGACAUUGUGGCACAAACUGCAUUUGGGAGUAGCUAUGAACAAGGGAAAGCCAUUUUCAGCUUACAAGCUCAACAAGUGCUGCUAACAAGUGAAGCAUUACAAAAGGUUUUCAUUCCUGGAUAUAGAUUCUUGCCCACUAAAAGGAACAUGAAGUGUUGGAAGUUGGAUAGAGAGAUUAAGAGAUCUCUAAUAAAUGUUAUUGAAGAAAGGAGAGAGAAUUGGGGAAGUGGAAUGGUUGAAAAUAGGCCAAAGGAUUUGCUGGGCCUUAUGAUCCAAGCAAGCAUGAAGGAGGGUCCGUCGCCGCCGCCGGCCGCUUCUGCGACGGCGAUCACGGUGGACGACAUUGCCGAGGAGUGCAAGACGUUCUUCUUCGCCGGCGAGCAAACCACGUCGAACUUGCUGACUUGGACAGCCGUCUUGCUGGCGAUGCACCCACGGUGGCAGGACCUGGCACGUGAGGAGGUGGUCAAGGUGUGUGGGUCACGUGAUAUACCCUCCAAAGAUGAUAUUGCCAAGUUUAAGAUGUUGAGCAUGAUUCUGAAUGAGUCCUUGCGUCUCUACCCUCCAGUUGUUGCGAUGAUUAGGCGAGCGAAGAUUGAUGUGGAGCUUGGAGGAUGCAAGAUCCCUUGUGGGACCGAGCUCUUGAUACCAAUCCUAGCCAUUCAUCAUGACCAAACAUUAUGGGGCAGUGAUGUGAACGAGUUCAACCCCACCCGAUUCAUCAAGGGAGUAGCUAUGGCAACAAAGCAUCCCGCGGCUUACAUUCCCUUUGGCAUUGGAGUCCGACAAUGCAUCGGACAAAACCUAGCAAUUUUACAAACAAAGCUUACACUCGCAAUCAUACUACAACGUUUCUCAUUUCGAAUGUCGCCAUGCUAUCAACAUGCCCCGACUGUGUUGAUGCUUCUCCACCCUCAAUAUGGUGCACCCAUCAUAUUUCGUCGUGUUUAACUGAGACCAUCACCACAGAUAAUAAUCAAACUUCUUAAUAUA